CGCUGUGGAAUUAUUCUCGAGUGGAAUAAACUCAAUAAACGCUCAUUACUUGCCAGUUGUUGGUGUGGUUCGAGUGCGUCUAAAUUGAAGCAGCAUAAAUCAGGAAAAUAUAAAUUUCAAAAAUGGCCCAAGCAGUACUUGAAACGUUAAUUGAACAACCUGUUUUCCGUACGUAUCUAUUUUAUGUAGCUGUGUUGUCUUUAAAGCUCUUGGCCAUGUCCAUUUUAACCGCUGUCCAAAGAUUCAAGAACAAGGCAUUUGCUAAUCCUGAAGAUGCGGAACCCAGAAAACUUAAAGUUAAAGUUAACGAAUCUGUGGAACGUGUUAGACGGGCUCAUCUUAACGACUUAGAAAACAUCCCAGUGUUCAUUAUCGUCGCAUUCGCAUAUCUCACUACCAAUCCUUCAGUGUUUUUGGCGUUGACUCUCAUUCGAUUAUUUACAGUUGCCCGAUUGAUUCAUACUUUAGUAUACGCAGUUGUGGUAGUUCCCCAACCAGCCAGAGCAUUGUCUUGGUUUACUGGCUACUCCAUCACUAUUUAUAUGGCUGUAAAGUCUCUCUUAUACUACCUGGUUUAAGUGUUUUAGUGUUUAGUAUUAAAUUUAGUUUUAAUUAAAUAUUACUAAGUGAAAUACUGUUUUUGUAUGUUAAAUCAAAUAGUAAUGAAAUAAAUUGUUUUUAAAUAUUCUGCAAAAAAGAAUUCGUAAUGUAAACCAAGAUUGAAUAAAUUCGCUAGUGGUUA
Messenger RNA from Dendroctonus ponderosae (mountain pine beetle), 742 nucleotides. RefSeq names its product microsomal glutathione S-transferase 1. The transcript is spliced from 3 exons. The record is from RefSeq and is a predicted model, not a curated record. Bases 123 to 578 code for a protein of 151 amino acids. Gene Ontology annotation, cellular component: membrane. NCBI's taxonomy places the organism in Eukaryota, Metazoa, Arthropoda, Insecta, Coleoptera, Curculionidae.